Messenger RNA from Stegostoma tigrinum, 2795 nucleotides. Its product is annotated as nectin-1-like. The record is from RefSeq and is a predicted model, not a curated record. Lineage: Eukaryota; Metazoa; Chordata; Chondrichthyes; Orectolobiformes; Stegostomatidae. Bases 771 to 2069 code for a protein of 432 amino acids. The transcript has 8 exons.
AGGGAGUGAGUGUGUUUGUGCAUGAAAGAGUGUGUGUGAGAGAGAAAGAGAGAGAGAGAGACUCUGUGUGAGUGGGAGAGUGUGUCUGUGCAAGAGAGUGUGUGUGUGUGUGUGUGUGUGUCUGUGUCUGUGCAAGAGAGAGAGUGUGUGUGUGAGUGUGUGUGAAAGUGGGGCAGAGUAUUUGUGUGUGUGAGAGAGGGAGUGUGUCUGUGCGUGAGAGAGUGAGUGUCUGUGUGAGAGAGAAAGAGGGAGAGAGAGACUCUGUGUGUGUUUGAGUGAGCAGGAGCGUGUGUCUGUGCAAGAGAGAGAGAGUGUGUGUGCGUGUGAGAGAGAGUGUGUGUGAGAGAUGGAGAGACUGAGUAUGUCUGUGAGAGGGAGAAAGUGUAUGUGUGUGAGAGAGAGGGAGCGUGUGUGUGUGUGUGUAAGAGUGUAUAGUGUGGUGGGGGUCACUUGUAGUGCGACAUGAACCCAAGAUCCUGGUUGAGGCCAUCCUCAUGGGUACUGGACUUGGCUACCAGCCUCUGCUCAGUGACUCUGUGUUGCUGUGUAUUCCAAAGGCUGUCUCGGAGGAUGUCUACCCGAAGAUCCAAGGCUGAGCCCCCUUGACCGCUGAUGUGUUCCCCGGAUUUUGAGGGAACAUCCCUGCCUGGCAAUUGUUGUGCAGUUUCCAUUCAUCCUUUGUCAUAGUGUCUGCAUGGUUUCCCCAACAUACCAUGCCUCAGGGUAUCCUUGCCAACAGCAUAUGAGAUAGACAACAUUGGUCGAGUCACAUGAGUAUCUGCUGGGACUAUGGGAAACACAUAAAUAACAAGCUUCCAUAUGAGCACAGAAGUGGCGUCGAUUCAAGAUGUACAUUAACUAAGAAAACAGUAAUCAGACAACCUGGAUGGGAUCUGGAGCACAACAAAAUAAUACAUGUACUUGGAGUAAUCUCAAAGAACAGCUCGUUUGAAAAUGCCACCUGUUUGAAACACAACAAAGCCUCAUUAACCAACAGAACUAGUAGGAUCCAACAUAUGGUUAAAAUGCCAUUUACAUGUGUAUACACAAAUUCCUGUGCAGCGAUAGAAAAUCAAGUAAAUUUGACAGUUAUAUUUCCCUCUGAUCUUAUAAAAAAGCACCAACAUGAUUUUAAAGGCUCACUUGUAAGGGCUUGCAAACUUGCUAAUGGUAGCCUAGCGCCCAGUAUUGUAUUAGUGACAUCAAAAAUUUCAACGCGAGGAAGAAAUAGGACCAAACAGCAAAAUCAAACCAGAACAGUUACCAGCAUUUACAAACCUGAACAGCAUACGAAGAGCAUUAAGAAUGUAACCUGUCUGAUAAAUCAUCCAACACUUCUUGCAUCUACAGAACUGAUCUUGGGAUGCCCUUUUGCCAUUGCAAUUAAAGAAAACAGAAGUCGUGUCCAAGGGAAGAAAAGGAAAUUUCACUUCAACGCCAUGGACAGUGAGCAAAUCAUUGAGUUUAAGAUAACUGGUUUUGUGAACCAAGUUAAGCUAAUCUGCUCAAAACACAAUGAUUCACUUCCGGAAGGUAUUGAACUGAUCAAAAAUAGCCUCAAAUUCAAAGCACCAAUGAGAGAAGAUUAUGCUGGCAUAUAUACGUGUGAAGCAUCCUAUCAACAGUGGACAAAGAAAACGCAUUGGAAAAUUGAGUUUACGUCAUAUGAAAACCAAUGGCUUCCUACAAGAGCUGUGCUAACAGCAGUAUGUAUUAUCCUCACAGCCAGUGUCACUUUCUGCUGUGUUUUGAGGUGGCAUAGAAGGAAACAACUCGUUGUUAUUCCCCAGCAAUAUUCAAUUCAAAACAUUGGAUACCAGGCUACCAGAGAUUCCCAUCACAGCUUCAAAACAAAACAGGACGUUGAGGACGGUGCCAGCAGGGUUAAUAUACCACAGGAUUCCCAAAAAGAUACUGGCCCUACAAAUACAACCCAGGGGCCUAUGGGUCAUGUUGAUGGCACUGAUGUAUCCCAAGCUGCUAAGGAAGAUGGUGAUGCAUCUGAAGAUUCCAAACAGCAUGUUAAAAGUCCCAAGCACGAUGCAAAUGAUAAGGAGUGUCUCGUUUAAGCAGGCCUAGUAAUGGCGUUUAGUUCUAUUCCUUUAGCCAUGAGAGGCCAACGUGUCAAUUGUAUAGCUUAUUAGCCCCAAGUCUGUAUGGAAAAAGAAGUAAAUUUAUCACAGAAUUCAAUUUGAAUACACUUGCUCACCUACAACCAAGUAGUUUCGUGUUGGGAGUCUCAUAAUGGAUAUUGGGAGAUCUGGAAGAACAUUUCUCAUGACUGUCAGUGUGGAGUAGCUUGCAUCUUGGGAUAUUGAAGGAACCAAGAAUAUAAUUUUUUGAUUGCUCAUUUUGUUUAGCUCUUUUUCUUCCAUGAAGACUCCAGUAGUCAGGCUGAUCUGUGAACUACUCUAUCUCAUCAGUAAAUAUCAUUCUGUAAUUCAACCCUGGGGAGACUUCCGUCCAACUUGGUCAAAUUUAUCACUUGGGUUUUCUUGAAAUAAAAAUUCAACACAUAUUUCUGUGAUGAAAUUCCUAUCAUGUAUUUGAGAGCUUAAUGAGAGAUAUUGACAUUAGUUCAACUUUAUUUUUAUAUUUAAGGAGGAAAUCAGCCUUAGAUUGCACCAUCCAAAUGUGUGACCUUUCCCACCUAUUAGGGAAAGAACAGCACAUACACCAAGUCACAUACCAUCCUGACUUAAAGCUAUAUCACUGAGUUAAAAUCCUGGAACUCCUUUCCGGAAAACACAGUGUAUCCACACCACAUGGACUAUAGUGGUUCAUGAAAGCACAUU